Molecule: messenger RNA, 945 nt
Organism: Capsella rubella
Lineage: Eukaryota; Viridiplantae; Streptophyta; Magnoliopsida; Brassicales; Brassicaceae
Product: putative F-box protein At1g71320
Source: RefSeq, a predicted model, not a curated record
AUGAAACUUCUUGUUAGAUCACGACAAGACAACAACGGACAAACAAGUCUUUCUUCUUCGAGUUCUGUCACUUUUCCUGAUAAUCUAAUCAACGAAUGUCAAGGCGAAACCACCCAAAUCUUAGGAUCCUGCGACGGAUUGGUCUUAAUUGGGAUAUAUGGUUUUAGGUACAUUUGCUUAAUCAAUCCAACAACGGGAGUGCAUCGAACACUCUCUCCAGAAUUAUUGCAGUGGCCUAUACAUAAUUAUGGUUUCCGUUCUGGUGUAAAUAGUCCAACGAUUACAAAGGAUCGGACACUUUUUCAAGGAUAUACAACGUUCUUUGAAAAUUUUAAACUAUUGGCCCUAAUGCCACUUUCCGUUGGAUUUGGAAAAGACAUUACUACAAAAUCAUACAAGAUGAUUUCGAUUGUCAAAGUUAUAUCUUUUGAUGAUGGCGAGCAAAGAGACGCCGGCUGGUACGAUUUAGAGGACUACAAAGUUUGCAAUGAACAAACACCAGUUUACGCAAACGGGUCACUUUUUUGGUUGACAUUAUAUUAUUUUACUUUCGAAUAUAAAACAUUUUCAGAGUUGCCUUCACAUCUAUUAGCUAUUGAUCUGCACACUGAACAGUUUCGAUGGGUAUCAUUACCAAAAUGUUACAUCCGUUACUCUCGUGGUGUACAAAUGUGGAGCCUAAAUGAACGUUUGUGCUACAUACAAUGUUCUGAGUUAGACGUUUGGAGUUUACAACGAGAAGAAUAUUCUACUCAAAAUUGGGAGAAAUUAUUUUCUUUUAAUAUUUUGAAUAUCAGUAGAUUAGAUGCAAAAUGUUGGAUGCUUGGUCUAAGAGCUGCUUACUUUCGAAUGAUUGAAAAGGGCCAAGAUCAAGUGUCGUUUGAUAGUCUAAAAACGGCGAUUUGGUAUUCCCCGACUAUGAUUUCUCCGUCAAGUUUGUUAUAA